Molecule: messenger RNA, 1155 nt
Organism: Mesoplodon densirostris (Blainville's beaked whale)
Lineage: Eukaryota; Metazoa; Chordata; Mammalia; Artiodactyla; Ziphiidae
Gene: UPB1
Product: beta-ureidopropionase 1
Exons: 10
Coding region: 1-1155 (384 amino acids)
Molecular function (GO): beta-ureidopropionase activity
Source: RefSeq, a predicted model, not a curated record
AUGGCCGGGGCUGGAUUUGAGUCGCUGGAGCGGUGCUUGGAGAAGCAUCUGCCACUCGCAGACCUGCAGGAGGUCAAACGCAUUCUCUAUGGCAAAGAGACCAGGAAGCUCGACCUGCCCAGCAGGGCUUUUGAAGCCGCCUCCAAAGGGGACUUUGAGCUGCAGGGCUAUGCCUUUCAGGCUGUGGCGGAGCAGCAGAGGAGGCCCCGGACCGUGCGCAUGGGGCUUGUUCAGAACAGAACCCCCCUCCCUGCGGACACCCCUGUGGUGAAACAGGUCACUGCCCUGCACAGACGCAUCGAGGCCAUCGUAGAGGUGGCUGCCAUGUGUGGAGUCAACAUUAUCUGUUUCCAGGAAGCAUGGACUAUGCCCUUUGCUUUCUGUACGAGAGAGAAGCUUCCAUGGACGGAAUUUGCCGAGUCAGCAGAGGACGGGCCCACCACCAAGUUCUGUCAAGAGCUGGCGAGGAAGCAUGACAUGGUGGUGGUGUCCCCCAUCCUGGAGCGAGACACGGAGCAUGGGGACAUCUUGUGGAACACAGCCGUGGUGAUCUCCAACUCUGGAGCCGUCCUGGGCAAGACGAGGAAAAACCACAUCCCCAGAGUGGGCGACUUCAAUGAGUCCACAUACUACAUGGAGGGAAACCUGGGCCACCCCGUGUUCCAGACUCAGUUCGGGAGGAUCGCCGUGAACAUUUGCUACGGGCGGCACCACCCCCUCAACUGGCUCAUGUAUAGCAUCAACGGUGCUGAGGUCAUCUUCAACCCCUCGGCCACCACCGGAGAGCUCAGUGAGUCCCUGUGGCCAAUCGAGGCCAGAAACGCAGCCAUCGCCAAUCACUGCUUCACCUGCGCCAUCAACCGGGUAGGCGAGGAGUUCUUUCCGAACGAGUUCACCUCUGGGGAUGGCAAGAAAGCUCACCGGGACUUCGGCUACUUUUAUGGCUCAAGCUACGUGGCGGCCCCUGAUGGCAGCCGCACCCCCGGGCUCUCCCGCAACCGGGAUGGGCUGCUGGUCACCGAGCUCGACCUCAACCUCUGCCGGCAGGUGAAUGACAUCUGGGGCUUCAAGAUGACAGGCAGAUACGAGAUGUAUGCACGGGAGCUUGCCGAAGCUAUCCAACCCAACUACAGCCCCAAGAUUGUGAAAGAGUAG